GAGCAGAAGAGAGCAGGAGAGAGAAAGAGGGAGAGCUUCGACCUGUUUCUCACAGUUACAGAUCUGAGCUGUUGUGUGUACAUCUGUCCUCUCUGACCUACACCUCUCUCUUGUUCACGAUGGCUCCUACACUGUCCAUGGCAUAUUCUCGCCGCUGGUGGAUGGCGGUGACGGCCAUCAUUGAGAACCUGCUGUUCUCUGCUGUACUACUAGGCUGGGGCUCCCUUCUCAUCAUGCUCAAAUCCGAAGGCUUCUACUCCCAUCUCUGCACAGAACAUGCUAACAGUUCCAUUUCCAACAUUUCUAAGAAAGCGGUGACUCCACUAAAAGAGACUGAGGAAGACCUCCUGUAUGAGGAUUUCCCAGAUGGCGAUGGGGUAGAGAUAAUUCCUCUGAAGCCACUGGAUGAGCCUGUGCAUUUGAAUGGCUGGCUGGUCUGUAAAGAGCAGGAUGAGAUGUUAAACCUUGCCUUCACCGUCGGCUCAUUCCUCCUCAGUGCCAUCGCACUCCCUCUCGGCAUCGUCAUGGACAGAUACGGGCCACGCAAACUCCGCUUGACUGGCAGUACCUGCUUUGGCUUGUCUUGCCUGUUUAUCGCCUAUGGAGCCAGCAACCCCAGUAAACUUUCUGUACUCAUCUUUAUCGCGCUGAUUUUUAAUGGCUUUGGAGGAAUGUGCAUGACCUUCACUUCCCUCACACUUCCCAGCAUGUUUGGAGACCUGCGUUCCACCUUUAUUUCACUCAUGAUUGGCUCCUAUGCAUCCUCAGCAGUCACUUUUCCUGGAGUUAAGGUGAUCUAUGACCUGGGAGUGAACUUUAUCACUAUACUGAUAGUGUGGGCAGUGUGUGCUGGCCUCGUCUUCCUCAACUGUUUCCUCAACUGGCCUCUUGAAGCCUUCCCUGGCCCUGAAGACAUGGACUACACUGUGAAGAUCAAGUUUAGCUGGUUGGGUUUCGACCACAAGAUCACAGGAAAGGAGUUUUAUAAGCAGGUGACAAUGGUGGGCAAACGAUUAAGCACAAAUAACUCCCCCACGCAGAAGGAGCUGGCCAACACCGAAGGUCACAAACUCUGCCUUUCCACCAUGGACCUGGAGGUGCAGUGUGACCCGAAAGAGGAAUCUCAGUCCUUCAUGCAGAGCAUCUUGAGCCCUCUGUUCCUGCUCAGCCUGGUUACAAUGUGCAUCACUCAGCUGCGUCUGAUCUUCUACAUGGGAGCCAUGAACAGCAUCUUGGAGUCCAUGAGCCAUGGGGACCUUGAUACAGUUGAGAGAAUGGAGUUGGUGAGUCUGUACUCCUCUAUUUUUGGCGUGAUGCAGCUGCUGUGCCUCUUGACCACUCCAGUCAUUGGUCAGAUCAUGGACUGGAAGCUUAAGGAUUGUGAUGAUGAGUCAGACAUGAAAGAUGCCAGCAAAGGUCAGCCACAGCCCAAGCGAAGGGACAGAAAAAUCCAGAAGAUAACCAAUGCCAUUCGGGCCUUCGCCUUAACUAACCUCAUCCUUGUUGGUUUUGGCAUCACCUGUCUUAUCCCUAUCCUCCAACUGCAGAUGUUCUCUUUUGUUCUGCAUACCAUUGUCAGAGGUUUUAUCCACUCAGCUGUUGGAGGACUUUAUGCCGCUGUCUACCCCUCUUCUCAGUUCGGAACCCUGACGGGGAUGCAGUCUCUGAUUAGUGCCCUUUUUGCCCUGCUCCAGCAACCUCUUUUUAUGGCCAUGAUGGGGCCACUGGGAGGGAAUCCACUCUGGGUGGAUGUGGGUCUCCUCGCCCUCAGCAUGCUUGGUUUCCUUUUGCCCCUCUACUUGCUGUAUUUCCGCAAAAACCUCCACCAAAAGAGGAAAGAGAAAGAAAACGAUGCCAAAAUCUACAUCAAAAUCAAUGGCAGUGACAAAAUGGAGGCCUUCAUCUAGACCCAGGCUUAACCCAGAACCUGAAGCAAGGAUAUAUGGGGACAAAGAGAAUGCAUGUCAUUUUUAUUAUGAAAGACUUAUUCACAUACACUCAUGCACACACGUCUUGCUAAGAGGUUCAAUGAACUAAAAAUGCUGCCUUAUCAGCGUGAACGCAAGCUGACAACAAAAAGUGAAAGAGGUUUAAAAAGAUGUGAAAUUAGUGUGUUCAACUGCAUAUUUUUCUAUCUUCCCUAGAUUUCUAACUGAUGUGUGGCGAAAAAAAACAAAAAACAUUUGCACAUUUCAUGUUCUGCUGCCUUACCAAUGUGUUGUAAACGAAAAGAGCAAUGAGAAUGGUAAUGGGAAUUUUAUAUUUGUAUGAGUUUAUAAGGAUACAUUAAACAAGCUGGUCCAGA
Messenger RNA from Neoarius graeffei (lesser salmon catfish), 2305 nucleotides. It is a transcript of the gene slc43a2b, whose product is annotated as solute carrier family 43 member 2b. NCBI's taxonomy places the organism in Eukaryota, Metazoa, Chordata, Actinopteri, Siluriformes, Ariidae. Bases 120 to 1907 code for a protein of 595 amino acids. Gene Ontology annotation, biological process: neutral amino acid transport; transmembrane transport. The record is from RefSeq and is a predicted model, not a curated record. The transcript has 15 exons. Gene Ontology annotation, molecular function: neutral L-amino acid transmembrane transporter activity; L-amino acid transmembrane transporter activity.